Molecule: messenger RNA, 1971 nt
Organism: Geodia barretti
Lineage: Eukaryota; Metazoa; Porifera; Demospongiae; Tetractinellida; Geodiidae
Source: the annotation of a GenBank genome assembly
AUGAAUGUUGUAAAGCAAGAUCCGGGCAGCGAGGAAAUCCAGUUCAUCGGACGCGCCAUACAAGAGGGCGCAAAUGCGUUCCUGCGCCGCGAAUACACGCUGAUUGCCGUUUUCGUCGUUGUCGUCACGGUUAUUCUCGCUUUAUUCAUCGACUUCGACAUCACAGGCAGGGUUGGAGGCGGAAGCAGCAUCCCCGCCACAGCGAUCUCCUAUCUGAUUGGAGCGAUCGGCUCAGGUCUCGCGGGCUUCAUCGGUAUGAGCAUUGCGGUGCGCGCCAACACCCGCACUGCUGUCAAGGCGAUGCAGGGAUUGAACCCGGCCCUCCGCGUGGCGUUCAACAGCGGCGCGGUAAUGGGCGUAUCCGUUGUAGGCAUUGGCCUGCUUGGCGUCUCAAUUCUCUACCUGAUUUUCCGCGACAUCACUGUCGUGGCAGGCUUCGGAUUCGGCGCAUCGUCCAUUGCGCUCUUCGCUAGGGUUGGCGGCGGCAUCUACACGAAGGCUGCUGAUGUUGGCGCCGACCUCGUUGGCAAGGUGGAGCAGGGCAUACCUGAGGACGACCCGCGUAACCCCGCCACGGUCGCCGACAAUGUGGGCGACAAUGUGGGCGAUGUCGCGGGCAUGGGCGCCGACCUCUUCGAAAGCUACGUCGGUUCGAUAAUCGCCACGAUCGCGCUUGCCGCAGUUGGCGCGGCUGCUCUCGGAAUCGCAAACCCCGGCGGCUUCGACGGGAUGCUGCUGAUGCUCCCCAUUCUGGUCGCUGCCAUUGGCAUUUUCUCGGCGAUACUGGGCACUUUCCUUGUGCGCACAGGCGAGGACGCAGACAUGGGCAAGCUGCUCUGGUCGCUGCGCACCGGCAUUCUUGCAUCGGGCCUGCUUGUACUGAUAGGCACCGGCGUAGCAAUCUACGCGCUUGGAUUAGAUUUUAAGCUCUUCUGGGUUGUGCUCAUUGGCUUGGUCGCAGGUCAAAUAAUCGGCACAUCUUCGGAAUACUACACAUCAUUCGAGUUCAACCCGACGAAGCAGUUGGCAGGGCAGGCGGAGACCGGUCCCGCGACCGUAAUCAUCGGCGGGCUCGGUCUUGGUAUGCUGAGCACUGUCAUUCCCGGCAUCGUGGUCGUGGUUGCGAUGGGACUCACUUAUUGGAUGGCAGACACCUAUGGGGUCGCGCUAGCAGCCGUGGGCAUGCUCUCUACCCUUGGGAUCACCCUUGCCACAGACGCUUACGGUCCGGUCGCUGACAACGCGGGCGGCAUAGCGGAGCAGGCACACUUAGACCCGUCCGUGAGAGAGCGUACCGAUGCCCUCGAUUCGCUCGGCAACACUACCGCUGCAACCGGCAAGGGCUUCGCCAUCGGUUCUGCGGUGCUGACCGCUCUUGCGCUGAUGGCCGCCUACUCGCAGGCAGCAAACAUACAGGAGUUCGACCUGCUGAACAUAAGAGUGCUGAUGGGUCUCAUCAUCGGAUCGAUGAUGCCCUUCCUAUUCGCCGCGCUCACUAUGCAGGCGGUUGGCAGGGCAGCAGGCGCGAUGGUCGAGGAAGUGCGCCGACAGUUCCGGGAAAUUAAGGGAUUGCUUGAAGGCACUGCCGAGGCCGAUUACGCUCGGGCCGUUGCCAUAAGCACGAACGGCGCGAUGAAGGAAAUGGUGCUUCCUGGCUUGUUGGCGGUCAUUGUGCCAGUAGCGGUUGGCGCGGUGCUCGGCCCAGAGGCGCUUGGCGGCUUGCUCAUCGGCGCGAUUGCUACCGGCUUCCUGCUCGCUAUUAUGAUGGCGAACGCAGGUGGCGCAUGGGACAACGCCAAGAAGUACAUUGAGGCGGGCAACCUCGGCGGCAAAGGUUCGCAGCAGCACGACGCCGCGGUCGUGGGCGACACCGUUGGCGAUCCGUUCAAGGAUACCUCCGGUCCCGCGCUGAACAUCCUCAUCAAGCUGAUGUCCAUAGUGGCGCUCGUGUUUGCGCCUCUUUUCCUAUAA